Molecule: messenger RNA, 348 nt
Organism: Penicillium brevicompactum
Lineage: Eukaryota; Fungi; Ascomycota; Eurotiomycetes; Eurotiales; Aspergillaceae
Product: DUF167 domain-containing protein
Exons: 2
Coding region: 1-348 (115 amino acids)
Cellular component (GO): cytoplasm
Source: RefSeq, a predicted model, not a curated record
AUGUCGCCAACCUGCCUGCGUCUUAUCGCGAGGACCGUUCCUAGUAAAUCAUACAACCUUCAUAUCCCUUGCUAUGUGAAAGCCAACGCGUCCCGCCGCGGUAUUACAGCCGUGGGCAGCGACAAGAUCGACAUUGCCGUGGCUGCUGUCCCCCGCGACGGGGCAGCUAAUCUUGCUGUGUCGCAAGUGCUUGCCGAGAUCUUCAAAGUCCCAAAAACCAGCGUGAGCGUAAUUCGCGGUGCGAAGUCGCGAGAGAAGACGUUGUCCAUUGCCGAUCUGAAGAUCGACAGCGAAGACGCAUUUUUACAGCGCGCGACUCAAGUCCUACAGGAGGCCAUCAAAAAGUGA